AUGCGUUCCUCUCUGUUUGCGGGACUUGUGGGUGUGUCUACUGUUGGUGCUGUCAAGCCCUUGGUAGAUGUGUGUUACUCCAAGUAUGAAGGUGUUUCGCUUGAGAAUGGCAUUACACAGUGGUUNGGUGUGCGGUAUGCUGCUCCUCCAGUCGGCAACCUGAGAUUCGCAGCACCUGUUGAUCCAAUCGAGAACAAGACCACCAUCGCGGCCGAUACUUUCGGCAAUAUCUGUCUGGGCACCAGUUCCGCACCAAGUAACACUUCGUCUGAGGACUGUCUGUUCAUGAACAUCUAUGCUCCUACAAACGCCACAUCGGAUCAUCCUCUGCCAGUCUACUUCUUCAUCCAGGGUGGUGGAUUCAACACAAACUCAAACCCCAACUACAAUGGAACCGGUUUGAUCGAGGCUAGCAACCACAACAUUGUUGUCGUCAACUUCAACUACCGUGUCGGUCCUUAUGGUUUCCUUGCAUCAAAUGAGAUUGUGAAGGGAGGAAGCACCAACAAUGGUCUCAAAGAUCAGAUCAAGGCUCUGCAGUGGGUUCAGAAGAACAUUCGCAAGUUCGGCGGUGACCCUAACCAUGUCGUACUUGGAGGAGCUUCUGCAGGUGCUGCAUCCAUCACUCUUCUCCUUACCGCACACAAUGGUCGCAAUGACGGCCUCUUCCACGCUUCGGCUGCAGAAUCUCAAUCUUUCGCUGCCGUCCGCAGUAUUAACGAAUCUCAAUUCAUGUACGACAACCUGGUCAUCCGAACUGGAUGCACAACUUCGAAUGAUACUCUCGCCUGCCUGCGUAGCCUCAAUGCCACCUACCUGCAAACCAAAAACAUCAACACCCCAUUCCCUGGCGCUCAAGAUCCUCCAUUGUACAUGUACGGCCCUACACUGGAUGGCGAUGUGGUUAGCGAUCUUACCAUGGCUGCCUACCGCAAAGGCAACUUCAUCAAACUGCCCGCCAUCUACGGCGAUGACACAAACGAAGGUACUGUUUUCGUGCCUUCCAACACUUCUUCCCUCGGCGAAAGCAACACGUUCCUCAAAGACCAAUUCCCUGCUUUGACUCUCGACCAGAUUCGCCAUAUUAAUGCUUUGUAUCCCAACAAUGCUUCUAACCAGUUCCCCAACUCUGGAGCUUGGUGGAGACAAGCUUCGGACGCUUAUGGAGAACUACGCUACAACUGCCCAGGCAUCAAUAUUUCGGAUAUCUACGCGGCAACCUACAACCGCAAAGACAUUUACAACUACCACUGGGACGUUGUAGACCCUGUAGCAGCAGCAGCAGGCAGAGGCGUCACCCACACGGUAGAAAUCAACGCCAUCUGGGGACCCGAGAACGUCAGAGGAGGCGCGCCUGCUUCCUACUCGACUGUCAACGCUGCCAUCGUGCCUGUUACGCAGGCUUACUGGACGUCGUUUAUCCGCACUUUCAACCCUAACACUUACCGCCUGAAGGGCAGCCCGGUCUGGGAAACCUGGACUGCGAGCCAGAAGCAGAGGUUGCAUUUUGUCACCAACGCUACGGAGAUGGAAACUGUGCCUGUGCAACAAAAGGAGAGGUGUGCGUAUCUCAGCAGUAUUGCUGUGGAUAUCAAGCAGUAG
This is a messenger RNA of Aureobasidium musti, 1602 nucleotides long. The record is from the annotation of a GenBank genome assembly. Lineage: Eukaryota; Fungi; Ascomycota; Dothideomycetes; Dothideales; Saccotheciaceae.